Paraphaeosphaeria sporulosa is the source of this 1955-nucleotide messenger RNA. RefSeq names its product FAD-linked oxidase-like protein. The coding region runs from base 176 to 1891 and encodes 571 amino acids. The record is from RefSeq and is a predicted model, not a curated record. Gene Ontology annotation, cellular component: mitochondrion. The transcript is spliced from 5 exons. Gene Ontology annotation, molecular function: FAD binding; D-lactate dehydrogenase (NAD+) activity; D-lactate dehydrogenase (cytochrome) activity. Gene Ontology annotation, biological process: lactate catabolic process. Lineage: Eukaryota; Fungi; Ascomycota; Dothideomycetes; Pleosporales; Didymosphaeriaceae.
AACGCGUCCAAACUUCUCCGCAUUGUGGGGAAGCUUACCGGUACCCUAACAUGAAACACCUCCCCCAUCGAUCCAUAAUCCACAAUCCCCAACGUAGGUUGACUAGGUUGUACAAGUCGCUUACCCGCCCAACAUCUGUGCACGACGCUUGAUUUUGCUUCAAGGUUACCUCACUAUGCCGCCUCUACCAUCACCAGCAUACGUUAAUGCAGAAUACCAAUCCACACAUUACAACCUCUUCAAAGACUCUAUCACAACACCGCUCAAAAGCACUUUACCCCCGGGAGUUACACAAUAUGCAUUCGACGCAGCAAUUAUACAACUCAUGGCAGUAGUAGGGCAUAAACAGGUACUCCAAGGUGAUGCGCUGACAGAAUACAUUGAUCCUUAUGAACUAUGGGAGGCAGAAGGCAAGCGCAAGAUGCCGAGCGCUGCAGUGAGACCCGGGAAUCUAGAAGAACUCAAACGCGUACUUGCCAUUUCAAACGAAUAUGGGAUCCCGCUUUGGACGUUUUCGAGAGGGAAAAACCUCGGAUAUGGCGGCCCGGCACCCCGUGUCAAUGGCUCUAUAGCCCUAGACCUCCACCGUAUGAACCAAAUUAUCGAAGUCAACGCAGAGUACGCCUAUGCUGUCGUUGAGCCUGGCGUCACUUUCACCGAGCUGUACGACUAUUGUGUCGCGCAUAAGCUCAAAGUCUGGCCUUCCGUGCCGUCACUGGGAUGGGGCUCCGUAAUCGGGAAUACCUUGGACCGUGGAACAGGCUUCACGCCCACGGCAACGCAUCACCAGCACAUUUGUGGGAUUGAAGUCAUGCUUGCCAACGGCGAGCUUGUACGUACGGGUCAAUUUGCCGUCUCCGAGUCGCCAUCGUCGCAUCUUUCCAAGUUCACAUUUGGACCAAGUAUCGAGGGUUUGUUCCUACAGUCAAAUUUAGGAAUCGUUUGCAAGUUAGGGAUAUGGCUUACGCCAGCACCGCAGGCUUUUAUGUCUUGCACGUUUGACAUGCCUGAUUUCGAAGACGUGGAGACCAUCGUCAACGUCUUCGGUCCGCUACGUCGGGAUGGUUUACUGCCCAACACUGUGUAUGUGUCAAAUUUGGUCGAGUGGUUGGGGAUGAUGGGGAAACGAGAAGAGAUAUGGCCGGAAGGAGGCGCCAUACCGGAAUGGCGCUUGAAGGAACUCCAGGCGCAACUUAACCUCGGGUACUGGAACGCCAAAUUCGGACUGUACGGGGCAAAACAGGUGGUCCAGGCACAUUUCAAAGAGCUGAAGAGAAUUGUGGCUAUGCAGGCGCCAAAAGGACGCUUGAGUGGGGAGAUGUUUUCAGCCGACAAUGGGGACACGUUGGAUCCAGCGAGUGUUGGUGAGCCCCAUGGAGGAUUCUUCGUCGGCGUACCGAGCUUGUGGAGCUUGCCGAUGGUGAAGUUCAGAUUGCCUAAGGAAGGUGGGGGGAUUGGGGCACACUACGAUUAUAGUCCCAUCAUUCCUUCAAACGGCGGCACUGUGUUGGAUUGGGUCAGGGCUUCAAAGAGGGUAUGCGAGGCUGAGGGCUUUGAUCUGUUCUGCGAUUUCUUCAUGCACGAGCGUCAUGUUAUCUUCGUCAACAUGAUGACUUUUGACAAGACCAACGUCGACCAUCGUCGAGCAGUGCAGACCAUCUUCAUGAAUCUGUUUGAAGAGGGCAGGAGGAGAGGCUUCAGCAAAUAUAGAAGCCACAUCAACACCAUGGACCUUGUUGCUUCGUUGUACGACUUCAACGAUCAUGCAUACCGAAGAUUUGUAGAGACUAUCAAGGAUGCUCUCGAUCCUAACGGUAUUCUGUCGCCCGGUAAACAGGGAAUCUGGCCGAAGCGCUUUCGCGAGAAUGCCAAAUUGAAAGCACAGCUGUAGAUUGCUGUCCUAGGUUACACAGCCGAGGGGCACCGCAUGGUGGCUUUGUGUCACACGAUCCGAU